This is a messenger RNA of Bradysia coprophila, 1578 nucleotides long. RefSeq names its product LTV1 ribosome biogenesis factor (gene LTV1). Gene Ontology annotation, cellular component: nucleus; cytosol; preribosome, small subunit precursor. NCBI's taxonomy places the organism in Eukaryota, Metazoa, Arthropoda, Insecta, Diptera, Sciaridae. The record is from RefSeq and is a predicted model, not a curated record. Gene Ontology annotation, biological process: ribosomal small subunit biogenesis; ribosomal small subunit export from nucleus.
UACUUUAGUACACAUUCAUUUCAAUGACGGCAACACUGUUUUCAAGCCUUUUUGACAUAAUUUCCCAUGUGUUUUGAUUCUUUUAUUUUUGCUCGUCGAUAAAAUUAGUAUUUUUCCGCAAAAUGCCGAAACAUAAGAAGAAAUUUAUCGACAAGAAGAACGCAGUUACAUUCCAUCUUGUACACAGAUCACAACGAGAUCCAUUGAUUACUGAUGAAACAGCCCCACAACAUGUUCUUCUCGCAGAACCACCAAAAGAUGAUAAGGUAAACGAUUUGGUAAAACGCAAGAAAGAGCAAAACAAAUUCGGAAUUUUCUUCGACGAUGAUUACGAUUACCUGCAACAUUUGCGCGAACCAGACGACAGAGGAGUGCACUGGGAGUACGUGGAACCGGCAAAUGUGAAACAGGAUGAUCCAGCGAAAACCGCACACAAGCCGAAUCUACAGCUUCCCAGUUCGGUUUUUGCGUCCGAAUUCGAAGAAGAUGAGGGAAUGUUACGGAAAGCAGCACCUCGAUCCGGUCCGAGACCCGAUCUAGAUCCCGAUAUUGUAGCUGCUUUAGAUGAUGAUUUCGAUUUCGAGAAUCCGGAUAAUCAGUUAGAGGAUGAUUUCAUGAAUAAGAUGAUGGGAGAUGAAAACGAUGAAGAAGAUGAUGAGUAUGAUGGAAGCGAUUUCGAGGCCGAUUCCGAUUACAGCGACAAUGAGGAACGUGACAAUUUAGGCCCAAUGCGAUCGUUUAACGAUGAAGAGUGCAAGUCACGCUUCACCGAGUAUUCCAUGUCCAGCAGUGUCAUACGGCGCAACGAACAACUGGCUCUGUUGGACGAACGUUUCGAGAAAUUUUUCGAAAAUUACGACGAACCAGAAGUGGGCGCAUUAGACUGUGAAGAAAUCGAAGGCGAAGUCAAUAUAAACGAUGAGCUGUUAAAUCAAUGCUGGGUCGAGUUUAAGCGGAAAGAAGAAGUGGACGAGUACAAUAAGGAGUGGGAUAUUGAUCGAAUCAAGAAAUUGCAAGAGGAAGGUUCAUCGGAUGAAGAUUUGGUGGAGGUGGAAGUUGAUGACGGCAAAAAGAAGUGGGACUGUGAAAGCAUUCUGUCCACAUAUUCGAAUCUGUACAAUCAUCCCAAAUUGAUCGAUGAGCCCAGACGCCGUUCCAAAAUUACCAUAAAUCCUAAAACUGGCGUUCCAGAGAACGUAUUCACUGGCGAGAACAAGCAGUUAACCACAAAAUCAUUAGCCAAAUUCAACAUUCAAAACAGUGGUCAAGAGACAUCACCAUCGGGCCCGAAAUCGUUGUGCGCACAAAGUGUACUCUCCACUCUCAGCGUUCUGUCAAUCCGACCCAAGGAUGAAACACCCGAAGAGAAACGCGAACGUAAGCGACUACUCAAGGAAUAUCGGUUCGAGAGACGAGCCGAACGGAAGGCUAACACACUGGCGUUCAAAGAAGAAAAGAAGCAACAGAUCCAGAUCAAUUUGAAUAAUCGCAAUAAUGUGCAGGGCAACCGGAUAGUGUAGUAGCAUCUUAUGAUUGAGACGGCUGGAGAUUAAAGGGAAAUAUUUAAUUUUUAAAAUU